AUGAAAAAACUGAGUACUAUUGAGCAAGUUGAGCGUAAACAUCUAGGAGAAGCUAUUAAUUUGGUAAAAUUAAAAAUUACUAACUUGUUAGAAGCGAAACAAUUAGCGUUAGAGGAUAAUGAAUUAGCAAAACGUUUUAUUGAAGAAAAAAUAGAUUUAACAAUUCCAGCAAGGACAUAUAAGCAAGGAAGUAUACACCCUAUUACCCAAGUUACUGAAGAAUUAAUUCAAAUCUUCGCAAAAUUUGGCCUCAACGUACAAGGUGGUCCCACUAUAGAAAAUGAUUGGAGCAAUCUCAAAGUUGUAUUAGCCAAGAUCGGUUGUGAAAUUCCCAAGGGUAAAGUUAAGAUAAAGGAAUCUAUAAUACGUGGAGAAAAAAGCUGCGGUAUGCUUUGUUCUGCAGGAGAAUUAUUAGUUGGAGCUGAUUCUGAAGGUAUUAUCGAACUGCCUGACUCGGCAGAAAUAGGAGAGUCCUUUAUAAAAUAUUAUGGGUUAGAUGAUCCAGUAAUCAAUAUUAAUGUUACUCCCAAUCGCGGGGAUGCCCUUGGGGUUUAUGGUAUAGCUAGAGAUUUAGCAACUAGAGGAAUAGGUAGGCUAAAAACAUUAACCCCACCAAUAAUUAAAGAGGAAUUUCAAUCUGAGCUUAAUUUAAAGAUACAAGAUAAAGCAGCGGUUCGGUUAUUUUGUAUCAGAGAAAUAAGGAAUUUACGCAAUAAAGCGAGUCCAGAGUGGUUAAGAUGUUUACUAGAAAAUAUAGGAGUAAAACCGGUUUCAGCUAUAGUAGAUGUCACUAAUUACAUAUUAUACAGCUUUGGUCAGCCAAUGCAUGUAUAUGACAAAAGUAAUUUCUUCAAUAAUAUCUUCUUUGAUAUUAAUAUCAUGCCGCCACGAGGGUACUAAAAUUUUUAUUAUAUCGUUAGUUUCUAAUACUUUGCUAUCUUCAUUAGAUCUCUUGCCUAAUUUUGCUUCUGCAAAAGGUCUAUUCGCGAUAAUGAAACCCAAACUUUCUAAUAUACUACAAAUUUUUAAUAGGCUUAGUUCCAUACCAGUUAUUUUAGCUAAACUACUUAUAGGAAAUUCUAAAGAUUUUUUAAUAGGGUCAAUAUUACCUUCACAUAUCACCUGCGAAAUUUCCCCACCGCAAAUAGAUACGAUCAUUUCAGUGGCAAUAUUUAAGGCAUUUAUCGUAAACCCCUGGUCUAUAUUACGUUCAAAACGGUAACGGGAUUCAGUGUCAAUCUGUAAUCGCCUACCAAUUUUAGUAACGUAGCUAGGAGCAAAACAGGCGGCUUCUAAAACGAUAUUGUUAGUGCUUAUGUGACGGCGACCGUGGU
Rotaria sp. Silwood2 is the source of this 1334-nucleotide messenger RNA. The record is from the annotation of a GenBank genome assembly. NCBI's taxonomy places the organism in Eukaryota, Metazoa, Rotifera, Eurotatoria, Philodinida, Philodinidae.